CCUGUUCCACCCACAUUCUCGUGUCGCUUCCGGGUGGCCACACAAGACUCCUCCAGCAGCGAGCCGUCGAUCUACUGAAGGCUGUAAACAAAAGUUACUAAACGGUUACCUCCAACGACACUUCCAACUGAAAGACAUGCAUAUCAAAACCGGUAAGUGUUUUCAGCUUGUGGACGGGUCUGACUCGAAUAAAUGCGGUUGUAAAGACGCGGUUUGAAAGAGUCCUGGCUGUUUUAGCCGCCGUGCUAACUGCUGAAUGAGGGUUACGAAACUUUGACUGAGGCGAACAUGCGAGCCUGAUCUGAAUCCAUCAAACGGGGGCGAAUAAAGCGUGUCCUCGACGGCUACUCUCACGUGUCAGACACAGAGGAAGUUUGGAUCGUUAAAUUUGAGUUUAAUUGGGAUAAAAAACAGCCUGUUAGAGUAAAGUGAGCUAACACCGGUGCGGGCUCACAGACACACACACAGACAGGGGUGGCUGUCCGAUUAGCUAACAGUUCAGGACCGGGAUCAGUACAACAAGGUUUAUCCUGUAAAUCUAGACACGAAGAAAGAAGACUCUGUGUGUUCUCGAAGUUUCAGUCAGUUUGAGUCUCCGGGUUUGUGGUCGAUCUGUCUGAACCGGGUUUUUUUUUUAAAUGUGGCGCUUAGGCGGGCUCCUCAGGCCGGGUCUGCUCCUCUCACAUGGGUUUACUACCCUACCCCCCCUUCAAUCAGAGACACCUGUAAAACCCAGGUGCGGUUUCACUCGAGCUCAUUAUCGACUCAAAGUAAGCUUCAUUGGGCCUCGGCGAUUUGGCAAAAAAAAAAAUCACUAUAUAUUUAAUCAUAUCAUCCGAUCUCGAUUAUUAUCGCGAUUUUUUAAAAACUGCCAGUUUUAAAGCAUCUGUACUAGAAACUUGAGAUUAGUUCAACAUUUUAUUGUCACGCAAAGUAAAUAACACAGAAUAGGACACUUACAAAAGUAUAAAAACAUUUUAACUCAACAGUUCAACAAAUAUAGAUAAAUACAAAAUAAUACAGCGAACUAGUUUACAGUAGAGGAUGAAAUUUUUCGGGAAUCCCACGGGAUGGGAGUCAUUUUUUAAUUAAUCCCGUGAUAGGGACGGAAAAAAGCAACGAGAGCGGGAACAACAUUAAUAGAUGAUCAUUUUCAGCCGUGUUAAUCAACCAGAUGAACAGAUGCGUCCAUCUUUGUAGUCAUCUCUCAGUGAGAGCCAACACUCUUGACCGUACUAGCGACACAAAAGGACUACAACAGUGGUUUGACUUCCUGUCACCACCAGAAGUGAAAAGCGACUCGGAGCGGCUGCCUGCGACACGCAUAUUGGCAGCCACCAGUCGCUCUGACUUAUUUUAGUGCAGUUUAACAUGCAUAUUAUGCACAGCAACUUUUGGUUUUAUUCAAACGGGAGCGGGACAGGAGUGGGAGCGGGAUGGGAGUGGGAGUCAUUCUACGGGAGUGGGACAGGACAGGAUUAAUUUUUUCACUCCGGUCUGGGGUUGGGUCAGGACGGUAUUUUUUCUCUGGGAGUGGGACGGGACAGGAGUGAAAAUCUGCUCCCGUGUCAUGCUCUAGUUUUCAGUCCUGAGUGUUUGAGCUGUAGACUGUAUAUAGAGUGGACAGAGUCUGCCUCCUCGCUGGGUGAAGCCACUCUGAGAACAGCACCCUCUGUUGAUGGGCUGCAGUAUAGGUCAUAAAUCCCGCCUCCUCCAGCAAAGCUUAUGGAGCUGUGGACAAAGUUUAAAAAUGUAUUACACAGAACAUGAAAUUUUCUCCCCUCUGGUUGUGAUGUUGAUAUGUAGUUACUGUAAGACUGGUUUGUGCUCAAGUCCUCUUUUUUCUAUGAAGCUCCGUUUUUAAAAGUUAUUAGGGGGUUCAUAAUUUCUAUGAUUGACACCUGAUACAGCCUAUUGGCGGACAAAGAUUGUGUAGCUUACCUGGGGGAUAUGCUGUUUGAGCCGAGCGUCAUCACAGCGACUCUCUGCAACUCGCCGGAUGCGUAGAAUUCUACUGCGCAGCGCUGGUUUCAGGAAAUGAAGAAAAGUCCCAGAACUAUCGAGAGCUUUUUGGCUUCAGAUCCGUAUACUGGCGGGAGGCGGAACCAAGUUGUCCAUAGUAUAUACAGUCUAUGGGCUAAACUGCACAUGCUACUCGUGCGUCAAGGAUGGUAUCUUUGGAGGAUGACCAUAAUACUAAGUUAGAAACCCCCUCGAGAGAUGAAUGUUGCCGACCGCUUGCUUCUCUAGUUAUACCAACUUAACCACCGCAGGAUAGUAAUACAGAGAGACACGCCCUCAACCAAAACGCCACUCUGUAGCCACAAAUAAUGCUCAGAACAGCACCUAACUUCAUCAACAGUACAUAUAGGGUCCCAGCCACUGUACUAGCCACCAACCAUGUUUAUAACUUUGCCUGAUUUCUUUAGCAAAGAGACUAAACACAACUCGCCCACCUACCUCCAGCAGCGCUUGUUCAUAGUUAGACCUCAGGACAGUCCAUUACAGACUGCUGCGGGGUGACGCAGCUCAAGGAAGAACAUUUAUGAUCCUUUCUUCAUUAUUUCCUUGUAGUAAUUAUCAUCAUAUGAAUCACUUUGCACUGCAGACGCAGUAGUCCUUCUGCCUUAGCGUCUCGGUCUGACUGCAUUUCCAUGAAGAUGAUGAAGUUAGGUGCUGUUCUGAGCAUUAUUAGUGGCUAUAGAGUGGCGUUUUGGUUGAGGUUUGUUUAUGGCUCCUCAGACCGCUGUGUAUUGCUAUCCUGCGGUCGUUACUAAAGUUGGUAUAACUAGAGAAGCAAGCGGUCGGCAACAUUCAUCUCUCGAGGGGGUGUCUAACUCUGUGUCAUUGUGUGUUUGACCCUAAAUUAAUUUUACGCCGGAAUAUCCCUUUAACUCUCCUGUUUACCUCCAGAGUUCCCUCAUGAAGCCCUCAUGAUAGGGUUCCCUCAGUUUUAUUAUCAUCAUUAUUGUUAUUCUUACAGCUCUUGUUUAGCUGCGUUAUUGAUCGAGAAGUGUGGCUUUUGUAUGAAUUUCCUUUUUUCAUGUACAGAUUUUGGUGUCGCAUUAUUGUUGUAUGAAAAGUGCCUUAUGGAUUCAGUCUGAUUGAUCGAUUGACAAUAUUUAACAGUUAUCUUUAGGUUUGUAUGAUCGUAUCAAGUUUCCAGUAGAUUAACUUGAGCAACAAUAGUGCAGAAUAAUCCAUAGAUGAAGUUUAACUUUGGACAAUGUCAGCCUGCAGCUACUCAGUAUUUGUAUUAGUCAUGUACUCGUGGAUAUAAUCAAAAGGCUCUGGGGCUGUGAGUCAAGGGUUUUCAUGCAUCAUAUAGAUUUUUGUUGGAUGAUCAGACAGAUAUCAGUCAAGAACAGUUCAGUUUCAUUAUGUUGGAAAUGUCAUGUGUGAGGCGGUUUCACUGGGACAUUUUGUUCAGUUGUUCAAAUAUGACUCACCGUAGUCAAAAACAUGCCAUAAAACAUGGAGAAAUUCAAAGGUAGAUGAAUAGAAGUCUACCAAAGUGAAUAUCAACAUCAGCUUUCCCCAUUAAAAACACACCUUUCCUGUCAUUUAUUAACAGCAAGUCAAACCUCCAGGCUGUUAAAAAACUAGAGUGAGUCGAGCUCUAGUUCUUAUUAUUUGACCAACCUCACAGUUCACACACUCAUCUGACUUUGCAGGAUACACAGCUGUUCGUUUUUAACCCACUCCAUGUGACGUUUCACUCCAGCCGCUCCACCCUUUUGACUCGCUACCAGGUCAUGCUGUUCUUUUCUGCACAACUUGUCAAAUAGUGAAGUCUACCGGCACAGUGAAGUCACAUGAAAAUGUGUCACCCAGCCCUGAUGUCUGUUUACGUGAAAGUGCAAAGAUCUGUAAUGGAUCGGUGCCAAGUGGAGAGUGUAAUAGCAAAUACUCGUGAGGCAAGACGCUUAAGCAAGGUUUGGUUUAUUCAGAGCGUGAUGAAAAUGUUGAGCUUUACUCUUCAGUUUCACUUGUAGACUGGUUCUGGUUCUUCAUUACACUGUAUGGACCUUCGAACCGGCCAUGACAUCGACCUCUGACAGGUGAAUCUUUCUGCACAGUUGUACCUAAUGUUGGGCGGUAUGAGUAAAAUCGUAUGUCACGGUAACAGUGUAUACCAUGGUAUGUUUUUUUCCCCCUGUAAAUGCAAUUAAUAGCUUAAAAAUAACCAUACUGUUGCAUUUGUUCAUCUUUCUUUUAUUUUUAAACUUAGAUUUGUAAACAAAUCCAAACAAAAUGUCAGACCAGUCUGGCGCUUGUUUUUAUCAUACGGCGUACCUUUGGUGAAAGACUCUGCCAAGCUCUUUUGUUAUGAGAGGAGCUUCGGCAGCUUUAGUUUUUGGUGCGGCAGGUGCGCCACGAAUCUAGAGCUUGGCGUGUUUCAUCUUUAGGUGGUGGAAGAGGAUGUUGGUGUUUCCUCCUCCAGCAACGACCGUCACAUGACACUCUUCUUAUAGUUUUGUUUUUUGAUCAUUGUCGGGUAUUCUAAGUCUGAAGAAUCUCCGGACAACCGAUGUUGUGACUCCCGCCCGUAUUUGGAAAGAGGUCCUCCUCCUCUUCCUCAUGUUGGCUGGGUCGGGCUGCCUCCGUUUGCUCGGUAUUGCCACCAAUCUCUACGUCCGCCAUGACCACCACCACUGAAGCUGUUUCUUCUUCGUCAAAACUAUGCCAAGGAGUCUGCUGGACACGCCGGUGAACAUAGAGAGCGCACCCAAACCUGACCAAUCAAACGAAGCGAACAAACUCCGCACGACACGCUAAUGAGUAUACAGAAACACGCCCAAACAGAUGCGCUCGGGCUUUCCUGUUAGCGAGCACAUCCUCUCUCUGCCCCUCUCUCAGCAAGUGGACGUUUCAUCCUCAAAGUUUAUGAGGCAAAAGCAUCAAAAAAAGGCAGGUGUAAGGAUGUAAAGCAGUGGUUCUAAACUAGUGGGUCCUGGCCCAAAGGUGGGUCGCGGACACGUUCUGUGUGGGUCACAAACAGGUGGCCAAAAAAGUAAAUAUUUGAUGGGAUAUUUAUUAGACAUUUUUUCUGUAUAUGCAACUUCAGUCGUUGUCGUCCUCAUGUUGUCCCCUUCAUGUGCUCUGAAAUGCACUUUACUAAAUGAAACAAGUGGAUUUACGUUAAAGAUUUGAGUCUUUUAAAAGUUUUUUUGUUAAUAUAAAAAAUAAUUUUGUUGGUUUGAAUACUAUAAAAGCAGGUUGCUACUUAUGGACCGCGGGAAAAUGUGGGUCCCAGAUUGAGACCAGUUGAGAACCACUGAUGUAAAGAACUCUGACUAGAAGCUGGAAAACUUGUCCGAGUAUCUCCAAAAGAGCCCCUCUUGUUGGUUUUUCCCAGACUGCAUCAGUCAGUACCGACCAGUUCUCGUCCAAAGAAGGAAAACAGGACAAACUUGUUGUUUUAUUGUCUUUGCACUGUUUUGAAUUAAAAUGAUUUGCACACCAUCGAAUUCUUUUUUUCUUCAAGUUUGUAGUUCAUCUCAUCAAACCUCAUAAAUCUGUCAGCAGCUGAUAUUUGACCAACAUGUCGCCACCUCUCUCUCAGGUUCAUGGGAAGCCAGCAACACUGUGUGUGAGUCCGAUACCCUCUGUGAUCCAGCAGUCCUCGUUUCAGCCGCCAACUCUGAACCCCACAUUCGCAACCGACGCCUGUCUCCUGGCUCAGGUAACUGUGGUGGAGGAGGAGGUGGAGGCUGUAUCUCUGGAGGCGACAAGCAGCCCCGUCAGCUCUCACCUGAAGGCGACCUCAUCACAGUGAGCCACGCACACACCUUCAGUUACCGCAGGGAAAAAGAACGCAAGGGCCAGCAGCACAAGGGGCGUAGCCUCCGCAGGGAGAGCCAGAAGGGGCUCAGCCGUCCACAGAAGGUCAACCCAAAGGAGAGGUGGGUGGAGGACAGUCUGUCUCUGCUCAAGCCCCCACCUGCCUUCCCAGUGCAGGACAGCCCCGCCAAGCUGCAGCCUGCAGUCAGCUACGCCUCCAAGGUGAAGGCCGGGGCGGCGACCGGAGCGCUGGAGGAAGACCGCCCCGCCAUCGGCGUUCUGCUUCAGAACCAGUGGGGUCUCAGUUUUAUCAGUGAGGCCCGGCCGGCCUCAGAGGGCGCCAGCACUGCCCCCGCCGCCAACGCUCUCCCUCCCCAACCCACAGACGCCCAGCCAACGCCAGAAGACACAGUCCUCACCUUCCAGCGUUCAGAAGAAACGCCUAUUCCCAUCCCUACGUCCAUCAGUCCCGCCACACGCCCGGAUGUGGACGAGAACAACGGGAAGCUGCUGCUUAGUUGUCGCCAUCUAGUGGAAGCUUUGAACUAUCACAGUAGAGGUGAGAGAAAACCCGAAAUCCUGAAGACCACCGAAUGUCUUUGUGUUGAUCUAAAACGACGUGAACACAACAAAUCUGAACGACCCUGACUGUUUCUUUCUCUCUCCACAGAAUGGAACGUAAUCUGUAACAGACAGAAGAAAGGUCAGUCCACACCAUGAACCAGUCUGUGUUUUAAUCAUGACAGAUUAGCCGAAUAUCCCAAUCAGCCAAAAAAGGGUCAAAUAUCAUCUAUCCCGUUAUGGUUGAUCUUAUUUGGGAUGAGAGUGAAGGCGAAGGCUUGAAAUUCAGACCUCGUUUUUCUGACUUGUAGAAAAACAAUCUGAGAGAACCACAGCUACUGAUAGUUUAUCUCACUGCAUACCUCGCCUGCGAAGAGAAAGAUCAUGUUGAAUACCUCUAACAUUUUUUUUAUUCCAAGUUUGGUUCAUGACGAGCACAGUGACCAACUUUAAAACUCAAACAUGGGGUUUAAAAUCUGCUGAUUUUGUAGAUUUUAAAGAAAGAUAUAUAGAAAUGUAUUUAAUCAAAUCUGGGGGGGGGUUCCAGGAAUAUGUGACGUGAGUUUGUAUAUCUAAAUAAAACAAGUGCAAAUGCAGUUAAGAUCAGCAUGGUUAGUUUGUAAUUGCAGUAAAACCCCCUGGAAAGGAAAACGUCCCAAAAAAAAAAACGGUGUUCAGAAACAUUGAGUUUUUGUGCAGAUGUGUAGUUCUUUCUAGGACCAGAUAAUGUCACAACCCUGUCAGUUAUCCGUAUGGAGCCGAGAUGUUUGUAGAGACACAGACGGACUCCUCUGGGAUAUUCCGGCGUAAAAUUAAUUUAGGGUCAAACACACCGUAACACUGAGUUAGACACCCCCUGGAGAGAUGAAUGUUGCCGACCGCUUGCUUCUCUAGUUAUACCAACUUUAGUAACGACCGCAGGAAAGCAAUACAGAGCGGUCUGAGCCACAAAUAAUGCUCAGAACAGCACCUAACUUCAUCAACAGUACAUAUAGGGUCACAGACAUAGUACUAGACACCAAACAUCUUUUUAACUUUGACUAAUUUCUUUAGCAAAGAGACUAAACACAACUCACCCACCUUCCUCCAGCAGCGCUUGUUUGUAGUUCAUCGACUACAGCGGGGUGACGCAGCUCAAGGAAGAACAUUUAUGAUCAUUUCUUCAUGGAAAUACAAUCAGACCGAGACGCUAAGGCAGAAGAACUACAGCGUCUGCAGUGCAAAAUGAUCAAUAUGAUGAUUAUUACUUCAAGGAAAUGAUAAAGAAAUGAUCAUAAAUGUUCUUCCUUGAGCUGCGGCACCCCACUGUAGUCUGUAAUGGACUGGCCUGAGGUCUCGCUACAAACAAGCGGCCGCUGGAAGAGAGUAGGUGAUUUGUGUUUAGUCUCUUUGCUAAAGAAAUGAGGCAAAGCUAAAACGAUGUUUGGUGUCUAGUACUAUGUCUGUGACCCUAUAUGUCCUGCUGAUGAAGUUAGGUGCUGUUCUGAGCAUUAUUUGUGGCUAUAGAGUGGCGUUUUGGUUGAGCGAGUGGCUCUCUGAAUCCCUAUCAUGCGGUCGUUACUAAAGUUGGUAUAACUAGAGAAGCAAGCGGUCGGCAACAUUCAUCUCUCGAAGGGGUGUCUAACUCAGUGUUACAGUGUGUUUGACCCUAAAUUAAUUUUACACCGGAAUAUCCCUUUAAACUGAGGAGUCUUUCCACAAAGUGUCUUAACAUGAAAGUCUAGUAUUUAGGUGAGUCUAAGGUUGUGAAGAAGGAGACUCUGGGGUGUUUAUUUGGCUCGUAUUGUUUUAUUCAAUCUUUUUCAUUCAUACAUCCUCAUCUUUUUUUCUUGUUUGUUUUUUCUUUGCAGUUCCCAAAAAGGUGAUCUGGUACAAGGACACCCAGGAGCACCCAGCCUAGCAGUGUGAGACACCCAAAGCAUAGAAAAACAGACACAACACACACACAAACAAACACACAACUACAUGCACAUAAAAACACAUAAGGAUGGGCAAACUUUGUGUCCUUCUCUCUCACACACACACACACAAACACACACACACUGCACUCAGGAUGAUGUCUUCACGCAAAGCCACACUGAGACACUUUUGGACUAACUCCUUUGAGAUCUUACAGCAAUGGACUUUUUUAACGCCUUACAGAAAGCCUGCCUUAAUUAAUCAACCCUGUCUCCAUCGCCUCUCAUUUCCAUUUUAGCUUGUAUGUGUAGAGCUGGUCUUCUGUUCCUUUUUUAAAAAGAAAAAACAAUCUCCGAGGAGCUGUCGAUUAAUUUCCCCCCCCUCUGCUGCAGUUUUAUCAAACUUCUUUUUUUGUGUCCUCUGUAAAGCGAGCGGUCAAUCAAGCACUUUGUCUAAAAAGAAAAAGAAAACGAAUCUGUUGUGACCAAUCCUUCUGUGCAAGAAACCCUCACCAGAGCGAUCGUUUUUUUUCUCCCCCUCCUUCCUUGAUUGGACACAGAGGAACGUCUGUCUUAUACCUGCUUGAGUUUUUAUGGUUUAUGAAUGCAAAGGACAUGCGUGUGUAUCCAUGUCUUGAGUUUACAGAGGGGUGUAGUCAAAGGCACAGUAGAGUUCACCCUCAAUCCACCCCUGUCAGAUCUUAAUGCUGUGUUCCUUUUUCUUUGUUUUUAUUCGGUUCCCUAAUCGGGUGAAUGUUACUCAUGAGUCCAUAAGGGAUCUGACCAUGUUCAGUAUGAUGAUGAUGAUGAUGAUUUUUUUGAAAAGAAACUUUAUUGAAUUAAAAAAUUACACUGGAGAAAGAGGAGGAAUGUAAGUGAACAGUAUUGCUUAAUAAAAACGAAUAAACUUGGUGAGUUGUUAUAGA
Messenger RNA from Xyrichtys novacula (pearly razorfish), 9169 nucleotides. NCBI's taxonomy places the organism in Eukaryota, Metazoa, Chordata, Actinopteri, Labriformes, Labridae. The record is from the annotation of a GenBank genome assembly.